AUGUCAUACUCUACUAAAACCGCAGCAGUUGCUCCAUCUACCAUGUUGAGUCAAAAGAGCUUUGACUUUGAACAAGAUGAAAAGAUUAUUAUGAAGAAGAUGAAAGCUACUCCCUACCAAAAGAAUAUCCUCAAUUGUUGGGAUAUCAAAGAGCAAUUUGAUAACAUCUCUGGUCUUGCCAUGUUUAGAAGUGAAGAAAGAUUCUUUUGUUAUGUCGUAUUAUUUACUUUAUUGUAUUUCUGUAUGCACUCUUUAUUAAAAUUGUAA
Molecule: messenger RNA, 267 nt
Organism: Cavenderia fasciculata
Lineage: Eukaryota; Evosea; Eumycetozoa; Acytosteliales; Cavenderiaceae
Exons: 2
Coding region: 1-267 (88 amino acids)
Source: RefSeq, a predicted model, not a curated record